Molecule: messenger RNA, 5108 nt
Organism: Aedes albopictus (Asian tiger mosquito)
Lineage: Eukaryota; Metazoa; Arthropoda; Insecta; Diptera; Culicidae
Product: transcription initiation factor TFIID subunit 3
Exons: 3
Coding region: 380-4858 (1492 amino acids)
Biological process (GO): positive regulation of transcription by RNA polymerase II
Cellular component (GO): transcription factor TFIID complex
Molecular function (GO): p53 binding; transcription factor binding; protein heterodimerization activity
Source: RefSeq, a predicted model, not a curated record
CUGUCCGAGUCGUGUGCCGUAUUGGAUAAAAGUUAAUCGCGAUUUUCUGGGUAAAUUUCGGUUCAAAAGUGACGAAAAGUGGUGUCGUUCGCUAGUGCCGGGUUCGUUACGUACGGUGCAAGUGGAAUUCGGUGCAAAAUGUGCAAUUAUGGUCCGGAAAAGUUAAAUUGAAAGUUAUGCGCCCGUCGGGCUGUUUUCUGCACAAUCAGUCGUGGAUUUCCCUUUUUUUCGGCUGCGCGCGGGGGCAUAAAUAACAAAAAGAGAAGAAAGUCGCUGAUUGCGUGUUUGUGUUUGUGAGUGGUGGGGUGGGUGUUGGGGAAAGUGCAAGUCCCGCUAGAUUUUUCAGUGUUUUCAAUCGCCGUGAUAAACAAAAACAAGGAUGUCGGAACGCUACACGCACCAGCUGUUGAAGGUGGUGGUGGCGCAGAUCUGCCAGACGAUCGGAUGGCACUCGAUCCAGUCGACUCCGAUGGAGUUGAUGAUCGACAUCCUGGACCAGUACCUGCGGGACAUCACGAAGGUGACGCAUCGGUACGCGGAGCUGUACAACCGGACGGAUCCCAAUUUGGACGACGUGGCGCUGGCAUGCAGAGAGAUGGGUAUGAAUCUGACGGAAAUGCAGGAGUAUUUGGAGUACGUGGAUCCGAUCGAGCGGCCGUUUGAGGUUCCGAAGUAUCCGCUGCCGAAGGACAGUCAUUUGAACUUUAUGAAACCGGGCAGCAAAGAGACGCUGACCAGGCCGGUGCACAUUCCGGAGCAUAUGCCGCCGAUGCUGGUGGAUUCGGAAGAAGAGCAGGAGGAAGAGGAACGACGCCGCCAGAUGAUGAUGAUGGGGGUGGAAGCGGAAUCCGGCGAGGUGGAUCAGGAUGAUGUGAAGCCGGACAUCGGAGAGGUUGUGGAAAAGAUGGAGGAGGUCGGAGCGGAGAAAGUGGCCGUCAUGGAUGCUAGUCAGAGUGAGGAAGUGGUCACGUUCAAGAGGCCGCUGGAUGGGCCAGUCGGAGAAGGAGGCAUUGCAGGGGAUGCUAAGAAGUCCAAGACGCUUUCGGAUGAGAGAAGACCGACCAGGGAGAUUAGCAGCGUGAUUAUGACCACGUCGGGUUUUAUUUCACCGGCCCGGGAGGGCAGGUUGCCGGAUUCGAAGCCGCCGGAAAUUCCGGAAGAGAAGCCGAAGCCUCCCCCACCGCCACCACCGGCGCCGGUGUCCACUGUUUUACCGGUGGCGAAGAUCGAUGAAAAGUUCGGAAAGAAGGCUAAGAAAAAGCCCGUUGAGAAGGAGAAGAAGGAAAAGAAAGAGAAGAAGGUGGACAAGAAGAAGGAUAGUGCAGACAAGGAGAAGGAAGCGAAGAGCAGGCCACCAACUCCCACGAUCCCUCCCCAGGAGCAAUUGGAAGCUUCUCCGUCGCUACCUGCACCGGUUUCAUCAAUCACAGAGGACAUUAAACCACUUUCGACCCCAGUGGAGCUUCCUCCAAAACCUCCAAUGCCGGUUCCGGAUGUCAAACCACCGCUACCGAUUGAACUGGAGAAGCCGCUAGUUCCGCCACCGGUUGUUCCGGUCGCUCCGCUUCCCAAACCGAAGAAGGAGAAAGCACCUCGAAAGAAGAAGGAACCGAAGCAGAAAGCUCAGCUUCCGCCAAUGAUUCCUAAUCCGGGCAUGGAUGUUGGCGCCAUUUUCCCACCAGAUCAAACGAUGCCUCCGCUUCCCCUUCCUGCGCCAUUGGUGAAUAAGGUCACACCGCCGAAACCGCCCAAACCCAAGCGUACUAAGAUGACAAAGAAGCAGAUGGAGCGCCAGUACAUGGAACAGCUGGCACAAUUCCAGGGAGGCCCCCUCAAUGCCCAGAACAUCCUGGAUAUGCUCGCUCCCCCGGGAAAGAAGCCCCUCCCAGGACUCUUUCAAUCACCGCUAUUCCCCCCACAAAAACAACUUCAGUCGACCCUGCCUCCGCACCAGCAGCCCAAGUUCCCGGACAACGUCGCCCAAUCCCAGCUGGACAUGCUCCAGAAACUCCAUCCGAGUCUGGAAAUCACUCCGGCGCCGGGUCCUUCCUCGAUUCCGCCGAUGCAUGCCUCUCCCGAGAAACACAAACUGAACAUCUUCAAGAAGGUGGCCAAAAAGGAAGCUCCCCCUCAGCCUCCACCACAAGGUCCCAUCAUCGUCAUCGACGACGACAAAAGCCCUCCCCAUCAGCCCCAAUUCCCGGUGACUCCGAUGGGCAGGAAGCGAGCUCCCAAAACGUCCGGCUCCGGAAUGUCCUUCCAGGACACACUGUCCUCGCCGGACAUGGGCUUCAACAUGGGCAUGACUCCGAGCGACCAUUCCGGCGGUUUGGGUCAUUCCGGAUCGUUCCGAGAGUUUUCUCCGCCUAAGACUCCCUCCAACCUGCCGAAAACGCCGGACAUCAAAAUGCCAUCCAGUUCAAGCUCGUCCGCCUCCUGGAUGAGCGAUUCCGGCAAAUUUGGAGCCGGACCUGGUCCACUCUUUGGCGACUUUCCCAACUUUGGCCUUCCUCCCCCUCCGGUUAAGGAGGAAAAGAAAAAGAAACCUCGGCAACCAAAACAGCCCAAGGAAACGGCCGCUUCCAAGAAGGCAAAAGCUGCUACCGGUCUCCUGGAAGAACUCAAACUUCUGCAACAGUUUCAGCAGUUCCCACCGGCUCCAUCCGGUCCCGGACCAAUCGACAAGAAAUCGCCCAUGCAGGACGUCUUCAACAAACUGGCCAUGCCUCCGAUGCCGCCGGGCUUCCUCGCACCCCAACUGCGUAAUCCCGGAAUGUUUGGAAUGUUCCCGCUCCCAUCCGGCCCCGGUCUCAUCCCGGAAAACCCUCUCUUCAACCCGUUUAAUCCGGCCCAGUCAUUCCUUCCGCCAGGAUUCGGAAUGCCUACGCUGCCGCCACGGUUUGACAUUAGCAAACUACUUCCAAAUCCGCGUCCCACAAAAGCUCCCUCCAUGGACUUCGACAACCUGGAUCCGGAAACCAAACUGGCCCACACCCCGCUCGAUCUGCAGAAGAGCACCUGCAACGUCGCCCCGUUGGUGCCACCAUCCCUGCAAAUCGAUCCCGUUCCACCCCCACCAUCCGCCGGCAGCUCCUCUCGCAAGAAGAACCAAAUCUCGCCGAUGGUCAAGGAACACUUCCCCCAGGAGCAAUCCCUCAACCUCUCGAUCAAGUCCAACGUCAUUCACCAGAACCCAACCGUCCCGUCCUCGAUCAUCCCUCAACCUCCAGCGGCGCACCAGCAGCCCAAAUUCCCCCAAGAACCCCCCAUCUACCCACAGAAAGACCUCCCCAUGUCCUCGACACCCACCACAAUAAUCCCAUCGCAUCACCCCCCACCGCAGACCCCAACCCCUACCACAAUCCCCCCACAACCCCAACACCUCCCAACCCUUGCGGCUGCCUCGCCCACCGUACCGCCCAUCACCCCCGGCGAAACCAUCGUCAUCGAGACGGAUUCCGACACCAACAGUCAGUCCACGGUGACCAUGGCGGCAAUGGGCAUUUCGCCGCCGCAAUCGUCCGGCGGAUCUGGCACUAAGCCUUCCGUCGUCGGAAGCCAGAAGGACAAAUCCGAAAAGCGCAGCAAAAACAAGGAACACAAAAAGGACAAGAAGCUGAAGGAAGGCAAGGAGGGCAAGGUCAAGAAGAAGAAGGAUAAGAAAGACAAGAACAAGAGCAAGGAUCGCGACCGGGAGAGGCCCAGGUCAUCCCACUCGAUGAACCAGGAACUCUCCGACGGCGCCAUGGAGCAAUCGUUCACCGCCGUCGCCGCCGCAACCACAGCAGGUGCUGCCCCGCAGGAAGACGCCGCCGCACUGCACGAACAGAUUCGACGGAAGGAGAAAAAGGAGAAGAAAAAAGAGAAACUCAAGAAGGAAAAACGAAAAGAAAAAGAACGAGCCGCCGCUGCCGCUCUGGAAUCCUCCUUCAGCGAUCAACGCAGCUCGUUCAAUCUGUCCAGUUCGGCCAACUCUGAUCUGUUCACUUCCGGUCCCUCGGCGGCGUCCAUCAGUGUAACGGAGCACCGCAACAGCCCGGACGCCGCGUCCGGUUCCGUUCCGAAGCUGAUGCUCAAACUCGGUUCCACGAACACCCCAUCACCCCGCUCCGGAACUCCGGAUCACCAUCCUCAACCUGCCGCUGAAUCCGCACCCAAACCAGCGGAAGUCAAGCGGGAAGCAUCACCGGAGCUGGCGCGGAUAUCGGCCCUGUUCACCCGACCGCCGAAACUCAAAACCCCCGGCAGUAAGGGCAAAAGCAAAGACGCCGACGAAUCCGCUAAAGCUCCCAAGCUGUCCGUCGACCACUCGAGCAAAGCGGCUGGCAAGCUGGAUUUCUCCGGCACAGAUCAACCGACGAAGCCGCGACCUCGCGGCAUUCAGGCCCUUCCGGACACAAUCGACCUGUUCUCGGUCACGCCAACUCCCGCCCAUCCACCGCAGCCGAAGCCAUCCCCGGCGGUCGCAUCUGGGUCCUCCUCUUCGGACCACCACCCUACCCCGCAUUCCUCCAAGAAGCCCCCGAAGGAACCGAAGUCGUCCAAAUCGACGUCCGCCUCGGCCAGCCUGGGCGUCACCAUUCCCGCUCCCCUGAACACCCCCAUAAACGUGCAGGACGCCGAUGGCAACGUGGUUUGGAUUUGUCCGGCGUGUGGCCGCGUCGACGACGGAACGCCCAUGAUCGGAUGCGACGGGUGCGACGCCUGGUACCAUUGGGUGUGCGUCGGGAUUCAGGUUCCGCCCGAUUCCAACGAGGACUGGUACUGUCGGGUGUGCAUCGGAAAGAAGCAGGAAUCGCAUGGGGACGAGAAGCAGAAGAAGCGCAAGAAGAAGGACAAGAAGAACCCCAAGGAUUAGAAGCGGGGGUUGUGUGUUUCGAUAUAAACCGGAUGUUGUGAAAAGCAUGCUCCCGAGGGACGCAGUGCAGUGUAGUGUUGUCAUUUUUCUUAAGAGUUUUAGGUUUAUGAUAAUGAAAUGGAUGUACGACAGUUUUUUGUAGAACGUGUAACCUAGCAAGGUUACUUUAGCGUAAAUGGUUAUUUUAAAAUAACACCUUGGACGAACAUUCAAUAUAAACUAUAUAAAUGAAUUGUAAUUGUAACUUAAA